This is a messenger RNA of Cicer arietinum (chickpea), 1341 nucleotides long. Its product is annotated as protein neprosin-like. NCBI's taxonomy places the organism in Eukaryota, Viridiplantae, Streptophyta, Magnoliopsida, Fabales, Fabaceae. The record is from RefSeq and is a predicted model, not a curated record.
AUGAAGGAAAAUGAGAGGUUGAAGAUGAAGAUUGGGAGGAUGAAUAACAGUAACAAGAAGAAAGGGAUCGAUGAGAAAAAGAAGAAAGCUAUCAACAGAAAAAGGUGGGCGACAGUGCAGCUGCAAGAAGUCUGGAACAAAAAGAACAAGGUGUGCAACGACGAGGCUGCUGGAACAGAAGAAAAAGUUAAUCAAACUUUUCAACGAGAGGAAUAUUUUCAAGAAUUGAGGAAGACGAAAGGAAUUCUUCUUCAGCAGAUCAACAAACACGCUGUUAAGACAAUUCACAGUCCUGAUGGUGAUAUCAUCGAUUGUGUUAUGAUUCAUAAACAACCUGCUUUUAAUCAUCCUUUAUUGAAAGGACAUAAACUAUUGGAUCCUCCAGAAAUACCAAAAGGACAUAAUCAAACUGGUAUUUUGAGUGACAAUUUUCAAUUAUGGAGUUUAUCUGGCGAAUCAUGCCCUGACAAAACAAUUCCAAUUUUAAGAAAUAUCAAGGAUGGUAUCAUGUCAAAACCUAGCUCUCCUAAUAUAUUUAAAAGAGAAUCAAUUAAUGAGUUUCCAACAGCUAAACACGAGUAUGCAAUUGCCGAAGCGAGUGAGGGUGAGUACUACGGAGGAAAGGCUAUCUUUAACGUGUGGGAACCCUAUGUGUCAGAUAAUGAAUUUAGUCUAGCUCAAAUAUGGGUCGUCUCAGGCUCAACAGUUGUCAACAGCCUUGAAGUUGGUUGGCAGGUGUAUAAAGGGCUCUACGAGGACAAUCUCCCUAAAUUAUUUGUCUAUUGGACGGCUGAUACAUAUAAGACGACUGGAUGCUACAAUUUAAAAUGUCCGGGUUUUGUUCAAAUUAACAAUAAAAUUCUACUUGGAGGAACACUUACUAAAAUUUCUACAUAUAAUGGAAAACAAUUUGUUUUUACCGCAAUGGUCUGGAAGGAUUCAAAGACUCAGAAUUGGUGGCUUAGGAUUGGAACUGAGAUAAUUGGGUACUGGCCAUCCUCCUUGGUUCCACUCUUAAAGAAUCAUGCAAGUAUUGUUCAAUUUGGUGGAGAAAUAGUGGAUACUGGGCCAAUAUGGUAUCACACUAACACUCAAAUGGGUAGUGGGAAUUUUCCCAACGAAGGUUUUCGAAGAGCUGCAUAUGUUAGAACGCUACAAGUUGUGGAUUCUAACAACUACUUGAAUCAAAUACCGAAUCCAUAUUUUGAAGCAACAUUCCCAAAUUGUUAUGAUAUAAAACAAGGGUUUAACAAUGUGUGGGGCAAAUACUUUUACUAUGGUGGACCUGGCCAAAAUAGUAAAUGUACCAGAGGGAACAAAUAAUAUAGAGGUAGAAGUAUA